UUUUUCUGGCAUUUCUCUGGUGAUUUUGGUAUUUUGGGUUUGCGAUCUCGUCGUUUCAAGUGCAAAUAUUGAAAUUACGUUUUGUGUUUAAUUUUUUGUUUAUUUUGUCAGAUGAAAAAUAUUUUGCAAGAAAUGUUUUCCUAAUACUGACACAAUGAUAGUAAUUUAAUUGAAAUUGGUGUCUAUAUCAGUGUUUAAUCAUGUGGCGAUUUUUGUUUUGUGCAUUUAUUUUAUCCAGUUAUUCAAGCUAUGCCGUUGCAAUCAAGCAGGAUUUCUAUCAGAAAUGCAAAGAAAAUAUUACCAAAACGCUCAGCUGUAGUACUCAGCUUUUCCAGUUGGCAGUACAAGAUGAAACGUUAGAUGCAGACGUCUGCAAGGUUCUCUUGUCCAAGCCCCUGAACUAUUCGGAAUGCCGCGAGAUGAACUUCGGCCCCUUCCAGUCUGAUGUGCCGUACAACGCGGGCAUUGGAGGAGUCAGCCUGAGGCCGUACCUGUUGGACAAUGAAGACAACAAUCUGAAUUUCACAGUAUUGAAUAUCACAUUCACCAGUAUUAAGUGGAAAACCAUGAAGUUUCGUUUCCACAAUCCCAACCGCCCGAACAGCUACCAUUGCCGUAACAUAGAGAUCAGCAAAGAGGCGGCCAUAGACGAGCGAUCCGUGCUGUACUACGAUUGUUACUGGUCCGUCACCGAUGAAAAUAACAGUUCCAGUCAUUAUUUGGAUUUCGAAGCGUCCACAGAUUAUAGCACCAAUAGGGGGCAAUACUUUUUUAAUAUACCGAACAUGAAGAUGCUUAGCACAACGGUCUCCGAAAAUCAAUGGAAGCCAUUCCUGUACAUCGAAAUAUUAUCGACCGUACUACGACUCCAUAUAAUGCCCCCACCUCCCCAACUAACUAUCAAAGGCUACAAAAUAGAGGUCCGCAAAGGCUGCCUUAAAGGCACAACUGACUGUUUUGAAGAGGUCUUGAAAACUGCCAACCUAACAGCCAGAGAUCCCGAUGAAGAGGUUACAUACGAUUAUUACUUUAUAAGAAGUCCCGGUUCGCAUUAUUUUGUGGUUACUCCGUUACAUGAAGAAUGUACAGGGGUGGAGGUCACAUGUCAAGCGGCGUCGAGCCCUAAAAUUGAUAUCACAACCGACGCGCACAAAACUCUGAACAUCUGCAUAGCAAGCAUCACCGCUCUUGUCGUGGCUUCAUUGUUCGCUUACUAUCUCGUGCUGAGAUAUAUCAGGCGAUUUUGUUGCAAGGACUAUCAUCUCGCUGAUGGUAACGAAAUUCCACCGCCGACGAAGGUCCUAGUCAUUUAUCCGAACGGCAAUCGUUUGCACGCCGAAUGCGUAGCCUCCUUCGUGAGUUAUCUCCGUGAUGAAUACGCCUUCGACAUAAUGUACGACGGAGACAUAAACAACACGAAACAUAGAGACCCAUUCAUUUGGGCGCAAGAAGCGUUCAGUCUAGCGUCACACAUUUUAUAUGUCGUAGGCCCAACUGAAGUGAAUAACCAAUACGGAAAUAUAUACGAGAAACAAAUCAUACCGCCGUAUCGCAACGUUGAUGUGUUACUGUUGUCUAUGGUCAGAGCUUUGCGGGCGACUAGGUGCUCCAAGCACGUUACGAAUGUACGCUUCGAACAUUCCAACGGACAAUUGCCGAUUGAAACUAAACACAGCAAGACGUUUUGUCUGCUGAAAGAUUGGAACAAAAUGAUCGCGUUUCUGUCAAAGGAUUUGCUGCCGUUAAAGCAGCUAUCGCGUUCGGAGAAAGGUAAGAAUUUUAUCGAUGAUUUGAACAGGGCCAAAAAAUUGUUGAACGGUAACAAAGAUGAUAUUGUAGUUGGAUGCGAAAAGAAUGCGUUUGAAAAGAAGAUUUUGGUGUAAUAUUUUUUUUUUGAUACAGUUUCUCUUUGGAGAUUAAGUAUUCUUGUGAAUCGCAAUUGUUUGGACAGAAACGAGUGAGCUAAGAUUGACCAAUGACGGGACUCCAUUGUUUGAGAGGCGUAAUCUGAUUGGUGGAACGCCCGGCUUCACUUAGCUCAUUUUGUUUGUUGUUGUACCUAUAUGAUCGACCAAUCAACGUGUUCCAUUUUCUCGAGACGUAAUCUGAUUGGUCGAAAUUCGACUCUUCUGUCAACACAUCCUACAACAAUUGGUUGUUAAGAUUCAAAUACAUAGUUUCACGUGUGACGUUUGUUAGAAUGUUCUAGAGGGUUUAUGGAAAGUGGUGGUUUAAUUGUAUAAAUACCACUUUCUUGAGUGUUAUGGAAAGUCUAUGAGGGUUUAAGCAUGUUUGAAUGUUAUAUAAGUGAAUUAAGGUCAAGUUAUUUUAGGAAAUAGAUGCGAUCGUGCAUGACUCAUUAAAUUUGAAGUGAUCUCUCCGGUUUCUGUGUAAGCCGCUAUAAGGGAUGGAUAGAGAACAAUAAUAUCACCCCUCCUUUCCUGACGUGGGGCUGAAAUGUAAUGGAAACUUGUUAUAGAUAUACUUAAUCUCCAUAUGAUGUUGAAUAUGAAUUCGAUAAUCGUUAAAUGGUUAAGUGUUAUAAAACUUUCAUUUAAAAGAUUUUCACGUGAAGUUAAAAUGACAAAAAAAAGUAUUUAAGUAUAUUCUAAACGUGGUGAUUCUAUCGUGUUCCCAGUUUCUAUGCGUAUUUAAGUGCUUUAUAAAAUAAAAAUAAAAAAACAUAUCAUGGCAUAAAGAUCAAAAACAUAAAUUAAAAAAAAAAAACUACUCUUGUUAAAUUUUUACAAUGGUGUCUCAAAAGUAAUGAUAAAAUUCGCCAUGUUUUCUUAAUACUGAGUAUUUUUCUUAAAUAGUGAUAUCCCGAUCUAUUUCUUUGUAAAAAAAUUUAAGUGUAAAUUUAAUUUUAGUUGUAAGUAUUUCUUUAGAUUUUAAAGUGUCAUGUUGUGUUAUGUUAUGGCAGUCGGAUAUAAUGAAAGUGUGGAGGAUUGAAUUGGUAUUUAAUUAAUUAUGUAUUCAAUCAAUAUAAAAUAUAAUGAAUUUUGUAGGUAUGUGCGGGAGAUCAUAAUAUAGAAUUAUAUUUAUGGGUCCUAUUAUCAAUUCGAUAUGUAAUCAAUUUAGAAAAUAAUCCUUUUUUUAAUAUUAAAAACACGUGUGUUGUUUUGUCUCAAAACUUACGUCAUUGAUUAAUGAACAAAUCAAUCCAUUCAUUCGUAAAAAUGUGGAUACAGUGGGCUGCAUAAAAAAUAUACGUUCUUCGAUACGUUUUUGAUACGAACAUAGUAUCAUUUUAUAAGGUGAUCCACUGUACUGUCGUCUGCAGAAACAUUUUACCCCUUUAAUUGUGGUUAGUAUGAAGAGUGGGGUCAUGUUUCUAUAUGACCCACUGUACAUCAUAACAUAUGUUAUUAUUACAUUUGUUUCCUUAUAAAUUGCGCUUGCACACGACCAGUCCUACACAUUUGCAUUUUAUUAGGCUAGGUAGUUGACCCCUUAUCCUAAAUUUAUAUAUCUAUAAAUCUCGGACUGGCCAAUUAAACUUUUUUUAAUUUUAAUGUAACUAUGAAAUAAUACUAUUUGUGUGUUCUCUACGUGCUUCGGGACCAGUAGCGGUGGGUGAUUGCUUUUUUUUAUUUACGUAAUUUUAUAGCAUAGAGAAGAUACGAAAUAUUAUAUUCUCUAAUAUUUUUUUAAUUUGAAAUACAAGUUAUCAUCUAUUUUUUUAUUGAAAUUGGUAGUUACCAAAAAUUUUCAUCCUAAUAAUCGACCUCAAAAAUAACUUAUAAUACAAUUCCAGAACGCGAGUAUUUUUUUUAAUUCAUAGAUCACCCAUCGCUCUUAAAUGUGGUGAUAUAUUUGGAAGAUACAUACAUACAUACAUAAAAUCACGCCUCUUUCCCGGAGGGGUAGGCAGAGACUACCUCUUUCCACUUGCCACGAUCUCUGCAUACUUCGUUCGCUUCAUUCAUUCAUUUAAUUUGGUAUAUUUAUAUUUGGAAGAUAACUAAUAUAUAGCCACGUGCAAAAAUCUAUAUACAGCUUUUAAGCAUACAUACAUAAAUCACGCCUCUUUCUCGGAGCGGAAGGCAAAAACUACAUAUUUCCACUUGCCACGAUCCCUGAUCAGUUCUUUCGCUUCAUCCACAUUCAUCCUCUCCGGGAAAAAGGCGUGAUUUUAUGUAUGUAUUCCUAGAGUGGUAUACAGACUUUUUUCACCCGGGCCCCACCUUAUUAUAUCUGUAGCUAUCUUUAGAUGUAUCAUACUUCACUAAUGUGUCUUGUAUAUCUAAAAACGCAAAAUUAUAAGUUUUUUUUUUCAAGUGCAAACCUCCUAUAAUGAGGUCUUAAUGAACAGUUUGCGCUGAUAAAGAAAUCAUGUCUAAUACGGCGAAAUUUCGUUUGUAUCAUCCGAUUUUCUAACUUAAUCCCUCUUAAAAGUAUUGUACACGUGGGAUUUACGUUGAUUGAGCAAGCGUGUGGAGUCGCUGGUAAAAGUUAGUGAUAAAAAAAAAACAAUUUCGUCGCAGACAAACAAUAUAUUAUCAAAUCCCCUUUUGCAGUCUUAAAAUCGUGUCGAACACAAAAGAUUACUUUAACAUUCCCUCGUUUUAAUAUUUCUUCUUUAACGUGCCAUAUAACAUUUUUUUACUUAUGGAUGUUUGUAUAUUUUCCAUAAAUGUUUGUGGCUUACUAAUGAGAAUCGGGAAAUAAGCUUGUUUUGAAGUUUACAAAUGCGUAAUUCUAAGGUCGUUCUAUGUAGAGUUUAAUUUAAAUGUAUCCAUGUUUCUCGGUAAAAUUAUAUCUUCUAUUCUGAUGAUAUUUAUGACAGCAGGACGGAGAUAUAAUUAUGAAGCGAGUGUGACAGAGACAAACGAUUACAUGUGGGAACCAGCCGUUAUAAAACUAUUUUCUCAUAAAUUUCCGUGGUCGGGGACAAAAAUAAAUAAAUGUCAUAACGAAAAAAUUAUCUCGAAUUACCUUUUACUCUUUGUUAAUAAAGUCGAGAAUUUUUCAAUAUCCCGCAUCGUCCUUUAUAAUUUCAUUCAAAUUCAAACUUUUAUUUGCAUAAUACAUUGCUCAUUUAAUAAACUUUUUUUAUAAACCAUUGUCUCUGUCACACUUUAAUUCUGUCAAUAUUGUUUAUAAUAUUGCAAAUUUAGUCUGUUAUAUUACUUGUUCUUUGUAAGGCAAAAUUUCUUGAUGAUUAUAUAUGUUCCCUUUUUCACUUUGUAGUUAAGUAAUUCUAUGUUUUAUCAAUUAAUAAAGUGUUAUUGGUGUAUAUUGGUUAAACAUUUUUUAUAUUAAUGGCAUGUUAAAUACUUUUAUAAGGCAGCUUAAUUUCAUGCAAAAUUUCACCAUGUUACAUGCAUAGAAUUAGGAAUAUUAAAAGCUUUUAGAAGUGGUAAGUUCUGAUGGAUCUGACGUCACUACUGAUGGUUGUUCGCAUUGCACAUUGGAGGAGGUGCAAGACGACGAAACAUCAUUUUUGAACUUCCAAGCUUGUUGUCUUUUUAGUUUUUUAGUAUAGUAUAGGUAUUGUCUUUUAUUAUUACGUACCUAACUUACCCAAUAUAGGAUACAUUGUCAAAGGCAUACUCCAGGCUCCUCUCCAGAGUGGUGAGGAUGCAACCGGGACUUGAGCCGAGAGGAAGAUUGUCUUUUAUUGUUACGAUUUCUGUGGUUGCAUCACUUAAUUCUUUCAUAUUAUUCGACACUAUAGUAUAAUAUGAUAAUACAUUGUAUUUAAAACUAUAGUAAUUAUUAGCAGUCUAUAUCAGUUUUCUGCGCAGAUCUUAAGCUUUAAAUUAAAACUCAGAAUAAAGAUACAAUAUGAGAAUUUUAUGGUGAGGUGACUACUAUCAGUUGCGACGAUACACUUGUCACUUCUAUAGUCUUACAUUAUUCCUGUUUCUGUGUUUGAAAUCGUUAUUGUUACCGGUAAUGUUAAAUUUGUAGUAAAGUAUAUCUGCCCAAGGCAGUACGAUUCACAUUUUAAAUUUUAAUUAGUGCUGCUGCCUUAUAAAAUAGUAUGAUAAAAUAUAUAUUUUAUUAUCAAGAAAUCCAGUUAAGAUAUAUAUGUAGUUGAUCUCAAUUCAAGCCGUUGAAGUGUGUUCUACCGUAUUAUAUACAGGAAAUUCAAUUAUUAAGCUCAAUAUGUACCUUGUGAUGUAUUUUUGUAAUAAAGUCAUACAUAUUAUGUACCUA
Molecule: messenger RNA, 6165 nt
Organism: Amyelois transitella
Lineage: Eukaryota; Metazoa; Arthropoda; Insecta; Lepidoptera; Pyralidae
Exons: 6
Coding region: 201-1883 (560 amino acids)
Source: RefSeq, a predicted model, not a curated record